CCCAGACCACAGUCUACAUUCACACCUUACUUCAGUAGAAACAGCAUCUCAAGCAGCACCACGUCGACAUCAUCUCAACUCACUCCCCUCCCCUUCCCCUGAUCUUUCUGAUCCCUCUUGACGACCAUGGCUGAUCCCGCUCCCCCGACCCUCGGCAUCGCCUUACCCCCUACUUCUGUCCUCAAGAUCAGAGAUGCUUGUCUCCCCUGUCGUAAACAGCGCUCCAAAUGUGACGGACAGCCCUGCUGUUCAAGGUGUGCUCGUCUCGAACUUGAAUGCACAUAUGUCGAACUCGUCAAGGCGCCCACGCCCGCCAAGAAGGAACCCUGGCAAGAGUUCCUUACCACAACAGGCGCCAAACCAGAGGCAUUAGAAAUCCCACCCAUCGAGCUACUCAAGGACCAGACCGCACCCCUCCAGGAUGCCUCGACCUUCCCCUGGCAAAAAUCAAAAAUGAGCAGGCGCAGGAAGCAGACCUCGACCGCCAAAAAGUGCACCUGUCCGGGGCCCCCACCAACAACGACCGAUCCUGCUGGUCAGGAUCCCUCCAAUACGCAGGGAUCAUCUCCCGCUUCUCCAGCUCAAGGACAGGAUGGCGCCACAUCCAAUGAUCCUUCAGAUUCAUCAGCAGCGGCUUCCCUAGCACUCUCAACUGCACAAUCAUCAACAUCAUCGCCAACAGGAGCAUUCAAACGCAGGGGACAAUCGACAAUAGGCCCGUGCCGAGUGCACAAUCCACAAGCUUCCUCAAAGUCUGCCCGAUCUGUCACACCUGGACAAUUAUCACCCGCAAUUCUGGGUGGUACUGGUAGCUCGAGCGUCGUCGGCAGCUCCGCCAGCCUUCGACAUCGUCCGCCUCAGUCAACCGAGCCAAUACAGCUGCCCUCAUCUGUGAUUGAGACCUCCGAGAAAAUCAAUAGCCUGAGCCAGAAACUCUCUCGGCUUUUUGUAUUCCCAGAUAUGCACCAAGCGCCACAAGCGCCUCCACCACAGCUCGAAAUCCUGCAAUCGCGUGCGCUUUCUCCAGUACUCCAAUCGCAUCUUAUUCAGCUCUAUCUCGCCCAAUGUUUACCCAGCCAACCCAUCCUGGAUGCACCGACGUUCCUGACUCAGCUGGCAGCACAGGAGUACUGCGCACCUCCGCAUCCGCUCAUUAUCGCCGCCAUGUGCGCGGCUGCAGCGAGAUGCAUCGACGACGCGGAUGUUGAACGCCUAUGGGCGGAGCAGGACCCACCACUGCCUAACCCUAUUUAUCCCAGUUUUGCAAACGGAGAGCCCCAUGUGCGCGCAACAAGGGAUAUGAUCUGGUCUAUUGGAGAGUAUUUUGCAGCCCUCGCCAAGGGAUAUCUCAGGACGCAACUGCCGCUUGUACAAUCACCUGAUCGCUCAGGAGGGAUGGGAGACCCAUUGACGGUGGUGCAGGGACUGAUCAUGAUUUCUACAUGGGAUGCUUCUGUGGGCCGUCAGCGCGAAGCCCAGGCUUGCGCCGCUCUCGCCCUUCGAAUUAUGAUCGCAGGAGGUUGGCACUUGAUGGAUCAUCCCAGCGGCGACGGAUGCACAGACAGUAGGAUCAAGAUGUGGGGCACGCUGGAACGCGAGCUGGCUCGCCGUUGCUGGUGGUUUGUUUGGAUCGCGGAAAAGUGGACUGCCGCCAUUUUGACACAAUACGUGACAUUACAUCUCUCGCUGUGCGAGACAUUAUCGCUUCCACGGGAGUUUCGAUUCGGAGACGUUAAUGAUCAAAGAACUGUACUCUACUUUCAACAAUCGAUCCAGGCAGCCUACCUAUGUGGGGCCAUUAUUCAAUUGCACUAUCACCCGUUCGAAGCAGAGGAUGGCACAGAUUAUGACCAUGAGGCCAGCAUGCACGAUGUUCAACUUCUGGAACAGCGCUUGCUUGAGAUCGACCAGCAUCUGGAAACAUGGUCCAACGCCAUUCCGGCAAUAUUCAAACCGGACUGGGGUCAGGCAACUGAUGGCGAUACCACGACUGGAUAUGAGCCUGUGGGUUCAACGCAGUUUUUUCACGCAGGAGGGGAUUGGUGGUGGCGCCAUGCGAUGGGUGGCAUGCUCGAGCUGAACUACCUUGGACUUAAGCUGUUGCUUCAUCAACCCCAACAUGUGUUCUCAAAGGCACCGUCGCCGCUGUCUCGGUUGACGCUGGCUCAGUUCGCCAAUAAAAUUACAUUGACGUGCGAACGGCUAUGGCAAUACCCCACGACCCGACCAACGUUUUACCAUAUGGCAGGCGCUCUCCUUUGGAUGGCGCUUUGUUAUCAGCAGGAGAACACGCUUAGCGAGAACCCCAGAAUCCGUACGCCCGCGUGCUUGAACAUGCAAAAGAGUUAUUAUCUCAUCAAGAAAGCAGGUCGGCUGGUCCACGCAAACGAAGAUGAGCCCUUGACAGAACUCGAAAGUACAAGUGGUUCAACGCAUGUAAAGAAUGUGCCAUUUUUGCGCCCCAAGGACGAACAGCAGGUCAAGCCCAUGAUGGAGCUGUUUAAGGAAAUGUUCCCGAUAACGCGUCAGGCAUUGCGCGACAAGGGCUUCGGUCUACGGACGCAGCCUAGCGCCACAUCCAGGGUCUCGUCCAGCAUGUUGAUUCAGAACCCGAACAGCUCUACCACUAUCGGCACCAUCACUGCAUCUGUAGACUCCAUCGGCCCAGCAUCAGCAACGGCGUCGAUUUCUGCAGGUGCAGCAUCGGUGAUGGGCAUUAGCUCAUGCUCCGCAUCGAGUUAUUAUCUUGCUCCGUUGACGCCUCCUGGAACGUCGAGCGCAUCGAUUGCUUCGCCCAUGACCGAGUCGAUGGGAUCAGCGCCGUCGCCUUCUCCGCCGCCUUGUGCACAGGUGCCCUGCGCUGCUGUUGGCGGGUGUACUAUGGCUCAUGUGGAUGCAUCUCAGAUGUAUCCAACAGCCUUGGACCACAGCUUACAGCAGAUACAGCAACAUCAACAACAGCAUCAGUAUCAGCAUCAGCAAUCACAGCAACAAUAUCAGCAGCAGUGCCAACAUCCACAGCAACAGAAACAGCAGCAACAACACCAGCAGCAAGUUGGUUUGUUUAAUCCCCAUGUGCCUCUGGGUCAAAUUCACUUUGAUCAUACCCAGGUACAACAUAUCCAUCAGCACCAAGAACAACAUCAACAAGCAUACCCAGUACAUCCUCAACAGCAGCCGCAACAGCAGCAAAAGUCUAUACAUCAUCGUCCACUACAGCGACAUAAUUCAUAUACACAACCAUCACAACAACAAGGUGGUCUAUCAUCCCCAGGUCAACAGCAGUUCCAGUUGACACAGGGACUGCAGCCGUCGUCACCGGUCACUCAGCACCAACAACAGCAGAUGCCUCAGCAUGUUCCUAUGGCCAGUUUGACGGACCCGUUAAACUCCAUGAUCAAUAUGAGCUCGGAUCCCUUCAGCUCCAUCAUUCAGAACGAGCCCAAUGUCCUGUCGUCGCUGAUAGAUUAUUCCGAGUGGUUGAACCAUUCCUUGGAGUAGUACGUAUAGGCACAGGUAGCUAUUAUUCAAAUAAAAGAGGUUCUCUUUC
This is a messenger RNA of Gamsiella multidivaricata, 3550 nucleotides long. RefSeq lists its product as uncharacterized. The record is from RefSeq and is a predicted model, not a curated record. Gene Ontology annotation, biological process: regulation of DNA-templated transcription; DNA-templated transcription. NCBI's taxonomy places the organism in Eukaryota, Fungi, Mortierellomycota, Mortierellomycetes, Mortierellales, Mortierellaceae. The transcript is spliced from 4 exons. Gene Ontology annotation, molecular function: zinc ion binding; DNA binding; DNA-binding transcription factor activity, RNA polymerase II-specific. Bases 127 to 3501 code for a protein of 1124 amino acids.